Molecule: messenger RNA, 2732 nt
Organism: Sphaeramia orbicularis (orbiculate cardinalfish)
Lineage: Eukaryota; Metazoa; Chordata; Actinopteri; Kurtiformes; Apogonidae
Product: rho GTPase-activating protein 19-like
Exons: 11
Coding region: 20-1426 (468 amino acids)
Biological process (GO): regulation of small GTPase mediated signal transduction; signal transduction
Cellular component (GO): cytoplasm
Molecular function (GO): GTPase activator activity
Source: RefSeq, a predicted model, not a curated record
CGGAAGAUUCAAAACGAAGAUGGCGGCUGAAAAAGAUCCUCAAAACAAUCACAAACUGGACAGACGGUCUACAAAAUGCAGCGUUUUUAACUGUCAGGAAAAGUCAGACUCGAGCCAGCCAGUUAUCUUCAACCCAGAUUUCUUCGUGGAAAGGCUGAGACAUGAGUAUCCACAGGCCUUCGUGGAUUUGGUGCUUAGUAAUAUCACUCGACUCAUCGAUCUACCAGGAGAUGAGUUUUCUCAGCUCAGCGGAGAAGCUGAGCCAAGGGUGCCUUCUUCCAGCGGCUUUCUUCGUUCCUUCAACUUCCUGAAACGAAAAGAAAAAGGAGUGAUUUUUGGUGCAACCUUAACGGAGGAAGGAAUAGCGCAGAUCUAUCAGCUCAUUGAAUACCUGAGUAAAAACCUUCACGUGGAGGGGUUAUUCCGUGUACCAGGCCACAGCUUAAGGCAGACAGCCCUAAGAGAGAUGCUAAACUCUGGGGCAGAGAUUGAUCUAGAAACAGGCGACUUCCACCCCAAUGAUGCAGCCACACUGCUUAAAGUCUUUCUAGGAGAACUGCCUGAGCCACUGCUGACUCACCGACACUAUCAUGCUCACCUAAAGAUUGGAGAGUUGAGUCGCUUUGACGAGAAGGGAAAUAAGACAAACAUGCCUGAUAAGGAACGUCAGAUAGAGGCAUUUCAGCUGCUGUUCAUGCUGCUCCCACCACCCAAUCGCAGCCUGUUGAAGUUGCUGUUGGACUUGCUUUAUCACACUGCUCGUAAUCAACACGUUAACAAGAUGUCUGCUCUCAAUCUUGCUACAAUGUUUGCACCACACAUCAUCUGGCCCAAAAAUGUAAUGGCAAGUGACUUGCAGGGAAACAUUGAUAAACUGAAUAAUGGUGUAGCGUUCCUCAUCAGGUACUCACAAAAGUUGUUCAAGGCUCCUGCAUAUAUCAAAGAAUAUGCCCGCUUAUACUUCACAGGAUCAAAAACACUCCAGUCAAAUGAUGACCUGACACUCUGUGCUGGGGCUAAAAAUGGACCUGUAGCUGGAGUCACAAUUGACUCCCUUCCUUCUCCUAUGAGAAAAAUUGGAGGUGAGGUCAACAACACCUGUAGUAUGAACUCCGAUGAAACUCCCAGUUAUACUGAAGCUGCUCUCAAAGAGCUGUUCCAGCAGGUCACCAACAUGCCAGAGUCCGCCAAAAAGAAAAAACUCAUCAAACAGUUUGAAAAGCAGCCUUUACUGACACCUUCAGCUGAUUCUCGAACACCGUUCAGCAGGAGACACUGGCGUUCACGCUCUUUGGGUGGAAUCAUCAAGAGAAAGGUGUUGGGAAGCCAAAUAUUAACAGAGAAAGAAAACAGACUGCAAAAUCCUCUGCCGCAUGGUUCAUUGGAUGGCCAGAGAAGUGAAAACAAGAUCUGUAAAGGCGAUUGAACUGCCUGUAAGAGCUGGCUCCUCACUGCUACAGAAUCAUCAGUUGAAUACAUUGAGGCUGUUGAAGAAUCCUCUUAGGUGUCCACAGUAGGAAACGAUGUAAUUCACUGAGCAGCUGUUUUGUUGUACAUCUUUCUGUUCAUUUUUCUCCAGCAAAAGAAGAAUUUUAUUGAUUAGUUGACCACCGAAGAAAGUGCCAGCAUUUUUUACCGAAAUCUAGUCUUCUAUUAUUGGACUUUAGAGUUCAAUGCAAUCUAGUGCUCAGUCAUUCAUAUUUCCUAUGUUGUUAAAUCUUACAUCACUUUGUGAUUGCAAAUACUCAUAUAUAUAUAUAUAUAUAUAUAUAUGUACACACCAGGAAAUGAGCAUUUCCCUUAACCACCACUUGAACCAUUGACAUUUAAUUUUAAAGCCUCAUAUUUAUUUUUUCCCUUAGUCUUCUGAAUGUCUUGAAGUGACUGACAUUAGAUGUUUUGAAGGAAAUGUGAAAUACAAGGGUUUUUUUUAUUUUAUUCCAAUCUUAAAUUGACUGAGUUACAGUAAAUACAGUAAGGUGACAGCAGCAAAUACAGACUUUUAUUGGAAAUUUGAAGAUGUGCCUUAGAUGAAUACAUUUUAAGUUACUGUAUGUUACAUUUAUUAUUUAACAUAAGAUGCUUUUUUUAUGAACGACCCAAAUAGCUUUAAGAAUAUGCAAUUUUUUCUAUGAUUUAUCAAUCAAUUGGCAUUCGUUGUCAGUAAAAUUAUAGAAAAGGAAGAAUACAAAGCAAAAGUCUCGAUGUCCAGCCCAGAUUAUUAUAUAUAUUUAUACAUAUGUUCUUUGUCUUACUUUAGCUCAAGUCUUGAGUAACACUGUGAUGCUUUAAACUACUGUUAUUCUAAACUACAUGUUUUUUGCUUUAUGUAUUCUAGUAUUUCUCAGGCGAGUUUUGAUUCUUAUGCAACAUUGUAUACAUGCAUCUGCAUCUUUCUAGUUCCUCAGCUUUUUAGUGCAAUUUUGAUAUAUGAUUUUAUGGCCUUUUUUAUUUAAAUGGAUAGUUCUUUACAAAUGAAAAUGAGUUUAUUGCUGUCUUCAUUUGUGGUUGUUAACCCAGUGAUUUUUAGACCACUACCACUGUAAAUACCUCCUUGUGUUUUUUUCAGUCUUUCAGGAGCAGUAUGUUUUUCAGUGGCCUCUGUCAAAGCUGUUACAAUUUAAGCAUCUUCUACUGCUGCUCAGUCAACAUAACAGACUGUGUUGACUGAUGAUACUUGAUGUGACUGUGAAGCUAUGCAACCCUCUGCAAUUAAAACACAUCAAGCAGCA